Neohortaea acidophila is the source of this 2100-nucleotide messenger RNA. Its product is annotated as Sec1-like protein. NCBI's taxonomy places the organism in Eukaryota, Fungi, Ascomycota, Dothideomycetes, Mycosphaerellales, Teratosphaeriaceae. Gene Ontology annotation, molecular function: syntaxin binding. The transcript has 4 exons. The record is from RefSeq and is a predicted model, not a curated record. Gene Ontology annotation, cellular component: cytosol; Golgi membrane. Gene Ontology annotation, biological process: endoplasmic reticulum to Golgi vesicle-mediated transport; intracellular protein transport. Bases 1 to 2100 code for a protein of 699 amino acids.
AUGUCGACCUCUUCACCGAGUCUACGGGACAAACAAAUAGCGUCCAUCGAGCGCAUCCUCAACCUCAAUCACACCCCACAAGAAUCGUCCGAACCCCACCAUGAUCCAAGUUCCGCAAACGGCCUCAUCCCCAAAGCUGCUCCCAUCCUCAACUCGGAUGGAGAGCCGAUAUGGAAAGUACUCGUAUUUGACAAUCUUGGACGAGACGUAAUAAGCAGCGUGCUAAGAGUCAACGAUCUGCGAGGAUGGGGUAUUACAAUACAUCUAAAUAUCAACGGCCAAAGACAUGCCAUCCCCGAUGUUCCCGUCGUCUACUUGGUUGAACCCACGGCGACCAAUUUGGAACUUAUUACGAAAGACCUCCAAAACGGCCUCUACUCUCCCGCAUACAUCAACUUCCUUUCUUCCAUUUCGAGACCGCUGUUGGAGGACUUUGCUGCUCAAACAGCCCAGGCCGGGACCGCGGAAAGCAUUGGCCAGGUGUACGACCAAUACCUCAACUUCAUCGUGAGCGAGCCCAACCUGUUCAGUCUAGGCAUGGGUAAGGAGACGUAUUGGGCGAUGAACAGCGCGCAAACCACGGACGAUGAAAUCGAUGCAAAUGUCGACCGGAUCGUCAGUGGCUUAUUCAGUGUGGCAGUGACUAUGGGCACCAUCCCCAUAAUUCGUUGUCCGAAAGGCGGCGCAGCCGAGAUGAUUGCAGCAAAACUCGAUCGCAAACUGCGCGAUCAUAUCCUCCAGGCUAGAGACAACCUUUUCUCUGGCGCAAGAUCAACGAGCAGUGCCAGCGCGACCUCCUCAAGACCUGUGCUCAUCAUCGUUGACCGCAACGUCGAUUUAGUCCCAAUGCUGUCGCAUUCGUGGACAUAUCAAUCUCUCAUCCACGACGUCCUCUCCAUGCAACUCAAUCGCAUCACGGUGGAGACGCCCUCGGACGACAGCGGUCCCGGCAAGGGAAGUACCAAACGCUCGUAUGACUUGACCUCGAACGACUUCUUCUGGAACAAGAACGCGGGCGCCCCCUUUCCGCAAGUGGCCGAGGACAUUGAUACCGAGCUCACACGGUAUAAAGACGACGCGGCCGAGGUUACGAAGAAGACUGGUGCCAACUCGAUUGAAGACCUCCAAAACGACACCAGCUCGUCAGCGCAGCAUCUCAAGGCAGCCAUCACCCUUCUACCAGAGCUGCGGGAACGAAAAGCACUACUGGAUAUGCACAUGAACAUUGCCACGGCGCUACUCAAAGGCAUCAAAGACCGACAACUGGACAACUACUUCCAGCUCGAGGAAGACAUCAAGAAACAGACCAAGCAGUCGAUGCUGGAGCUGCUGAACGAUUCCGACAAAGGCCAGGAGCCACUUGAUAAGCUCCGAAUCUUCAUCAUUUGGUUCUUGAGUACCGAGCAGGACGUUUCUCGAGCCGAGAUGGAGAGGUUUGAAGAAGCCCUGAAACAGUCCGGCGUCGACACUCUUCCCCUGACCUACAUCCGACGGGUGCGGGAGAUUACUCGAAUGACGAUGAUAUCCUCCGCUCCAACACAACCACAACAAACCUCCGCAUCAAAUGAGAUCUUCCGUGGCUUCAGCUCGAUUUCAUCCCGCCUCACAGAUCGAUUCAAGGAAGCCGGCCUCGGUGCCAACUUCGACAACCUCAUAUCGGGUGUGAAGAACUUCUUGCCUGUCAACAAAGACUUGACGCUUACCAAGAUUACCGAAAGCCUCAUGGACCCCUCGAAUGCGUCGACCAGUGCGUUGCAGAAGACGGAGGGCUUCUUGUACUUCGAUCCCCGCUCUCCGAACGCGCGCGGCAUCAUGCCGCCGAGCGCAAAGGAUGGUCGAUCUGGGACGACGCAGACUCGAGGAAUCGAGGCUUCUUUCGGACAGCGAAGGCAAGGUUUCAGCGAAGCCAUUGUCUUCACUGUGGGCGGUGGAAGCAUGGAUGAGUACGGCAAUCUACAGGAGUGGGCGAAACGGACGAGUGGAGGCAGCGGAGCAGCGAGCACUGUCGGCAAGAAGAGGGUGGUGUACGGCAGCACCGAGCUGGUCAAUGCCGAGACCUUCUUGCAAGAGCUUGCGAAGCUCGGGAAGGAGAGCGCUUGA